AUGGAAGAAUAUAAAAAUAGUGUGGAAACAUGUGAAAGAGAGCAAAAUGAAUACAUAAUUAAUAAUCAAGGAACUAAAGAAGAUUGUAAUGUUGGGGUUGAAUUAACAGAUAAAGAUAAUGAUUCAGGAAAAUCAAAAGAAGAUAUCAUUUUUGAAAAUGAAGAGGAAAGUAAUUAUCUAGAAAUUUCAUGUCCUAGUUAUGUAGAUGCAAUUUCAGAGCAAGCCGACGAAUCUAUAACUUUUGAUCGAGACGAAGAUAUUGAUGGUGGUGGCGAUAUUGAUGGUGGUGGCGAUAUUGAUGGUGGUGGCGAUAUUGAUGGUGGUGGCGAUAUUGAUGGUGGUGGCGAUGGCGAAACGAAUAAAACAGAGUUGCAUGCAGAAGAAGGUAUUAAAACUAUUGAUAUGAAAAGUGAUGACCAUGUAAAGGAAGGGGCUGACGCACCUCCUAUAUAUUUUGAGGAAGAAAAUGCCGAAGCAAAUGUGGAAGAAAAUGCCGAAGCAAAUGUGGAAGAAAAUGUGGAAGAAAAUGUGGAAGAGCAUGUAGAAGAAAAUGCCGAAGCAAAUGUGGAAGAAAAUGUGGAAGAGCAUGCAGAAAAAAAUGCAGAAAAAGAUGCAGAAAAAGAUACAGAAAAAGAUGCAGAAAAAGAUACAGAAAAAGAUGCAGAAAAGGAUUCCGAAAAAGAUGCAGAAAAGGAUUCCGAAAAAGAUGCAGAAAAGGAUUCCGAAAAAGAUGCAGAAAAGGAUUCCGAAAAAGAUGCAGAAAAGGAUUCCGAAAAAGAUGCAGAAAAAUCACACAAACCUAGUAGCAAAAAUAAUUAUGUAAUCGAAAUAGACGAUUCGUCAGGAGAACAAAACGAUACAAAUUGUUUAUCUUACUCUAAAAAAAGUAAAAAAAGUGAUGAUAAAAAUUGUAGUAUGAAUCAGAAUGAUAACAAAAGUCUUAAUAAUAAUGAUGGUUCAGAAAAAUGUGAAUCAAAGUUAGGAAAUUAUGAAAAUUUAAAAAAAAUAAAAAAAGAGAUAAAUGACGAUGAUGAUGUAGAAAUAGUUAAAACUGUUUUUAUUGAAGUAGACGGAAAUUAUGUUCAAAUUCAAGAUGAUAAAAUUAUAAAUUUAGAAAAUAAGAAAAAUAAUCGAAAACGAAAUAGAGAUGAAAAAAAUGAACAUGAAGUAAUUUCGGUAGAUACUCAAGAAGAAAAUUGUUUUGUAAAAAGAGAAGAAAACUGUUUUGUAAAAAGAGAAAAAAACAGUUUUGUAAAAAGAGAAGAAACUAGUUUUGUAAAAAGAGAAGAAACUAGUUUUGUAAAAAGAGAAGAAACUAGUUUUGUGAAGAAAGAUGAAAAUAGUUUUGUGAAAAGAGAAGAAACUAGUUUUGUGAAGAAAGAUGAAAAUAGUUUUGUGAAAAGAGAAGAAACUAGUUUUGUGAAGAAAGAAAAUAUAAAAAAAAAGAAAAAAAAGAAAAAAAAGUUGCGUAAAAAAAACAUAAAUAACAAACGGAAAUUAGCAUUAAGUAAAGAACUUGCGAGUUUGGGUAUAGAAGAAGAUAGUAUAACAGGUAUUUUAUAUGAGCAUUUUAAAAAAAUAAAAGCAAAAGUAAAUAAAUAUAGAAAAUUAAAAAAAAAAAAAAUGAAUGAGUUUAAUAAUUCUCAAAAAAAAAAAAAAAAAAAAAAAUUAGGAUAUAGAUUUGAAAAAAAUAAAAAUGGAAUAUUUGAUUUCCUAGUACCAGUUGCAUCUGAAAUUUUAGCAUUUAAAAAAUGUGAAGAUAUAAAAUUAAUUUGUAAAAAUAUAAUUGCUACUGAAAGACAUAUAGAAUAUAUAUAUGUAUGUUCUGAACAUAAAAAUUGUAAAGGUAAAAUUAUUAUUAUGGUUAAUAUAAAAAAUAAUAGAGUUGAAAUAAAAGCAACCGGAUCAAUUUGUGUAAGUUUUAAAGAUUUAUAUAAUGAAAAUAAAAAUAUAGGUUCUUGUAAAUAUAAUUGGAUAUAUUUAGAUGCAUGCUUAAGUAUACAAGAUGGAAAAAAUAGAGCAACCAAUAUGGGAUAUAAAUAUUUUAAUAGUAGUGUUACUGGUAAACGAUAUGUUCGAAAUUUUAUUUGUUUUUUAAAUACUCAAUGUAAUAGUAGAUUACGUAUUGUACAAGAUGUGCCUAGUAAUCAAAUUUGGAUAGAAUUAUCAGAACUAAAUCAUGAUAUGCAUUGCCCAUUUUAUCGUGGAAUUACUAAAGAAGGUGUUCUUAAAUUGAACGAAGCUAUUCUCACCUGCUCUUUAAAUGAUGUAAAAUUAGCUGUUUCGACCAUUAUAGAAAAUUAUAAUAAAAAUGAUGAUGAAGGCAAAAGAAACACAUCCGAAAAUGUGCAAGACAGCAAGGUGGAAGAUAGCAAUGUGGAAGGUAACAAAGUGGGAGAUAAAAUGAAUAUGCCAAGAAUGGAAGAUAACAAAGUGGGAGAUAAAAUGAAUAUGCCAAGAAUGGAAGACAAAAUGAAUAAGGCAGGAAUACAAGCCAGCAAAAUGAAUAAGGCAGGAAUACAAGCUAGCAAAAUGAAUAAGGCAGGAAUACAAGCUAGCAAAAUGAAUAAGGCAGGAAUACAAGCCAGCAAAGUGAAUAAGGCAGGAAUACAAGCCAGCAAAGUGAAUAUGCCAAGAAUACAAGCCAGCAAAGUGAAUAUGCCAAGAAUACAAGCCAGCAAAGUGAAUAUGCCAAGAAUACAAGCCAGCAAAAUGAAUAUGCGAAGAAUACAAACCAGCAAAAUGAAUAUGGCCGAAAUGCAAAACAAAAUGAAUAUGCGAAGAAUACAAACCAGCAAAAUGAAUAUGCCAGGAAUGGAAGGUAACAAAAUGAAUAUGCCAGGAAUGGAAGGUAACAAAAUGAAUAUGCCAGGAAUGGAAGGUAACAAAAUGAAUAUGCCAAGAAUGGAAGGUAACAAAAUGAAUAUGGCCGAAAUGCAAGACAAAAUUAAUAACAAUGGCGAUAACAGACAGAAUUAUAUUUUAUCUAUAAAUCAAAAUAACCAGAAUCACAUGAAUAAUUGUAUAGAAAAAAAUUCUUAUAAUUUUCAACAUUCAAAUUUUUAUGAUGUUAAAAAAAAUGAGAAUAUGAUGGGUUCUACAUAUAACAAUAUGAAAUUCCAAAAUAGUGACACAAAUUCUGAAUUGGUUUCAAAUUUACAUUCUAUUCUAAAUUAUAAAAAUAAAUAUUCAGAAAAUAGUAUGACUCAUUCAAAUAUAAUGCAAAACAAUGAAAAUAACAUUUAUAAUUCUGGAAUUGAUAUGGACUAUCAAUAUGUAUCUAAUAAUUUAAAUGGAAAUAAUUUGAAUAACAAAAGAAUUAGAAUAGAAAUGCAAAAUCAAGAAUAUAUAAAAGAUAAAAAUGAUAAGUUAAUUAUUCAAAAUUUAUCUGACUGUUCAGAAAUUAGAAACACAAUAAAUGUAAAUAUUGAGGGUUCUGAAAAUUUUGAAUUAAAUAAACCCCCAAAUAAUGUUAUGCACAAUUUUCAAGCAAAUAACCAACACAUAUUUGGAAAGGAGCAUAAUUAUCAAAAUGGGCAAAAUGGCGAUACACAUUUUGAACAGAAUCGUGGCCCAUCUUACCAGUUUCCAAACAAUAUGAAUGAAAAUAAUAUAAAACCAAAUGUAUCUAAUAAAUCGAUUUUAAAUAAAAUAAAUGCGUUUCAAAAUGAGAUGCUGCGUACGAGCAUGUAUAAUAAUAGCAACAAUAAUAAUAGCAACAAUAGCAAUAAUAAUAAUAGCAAUAAUAGCAAUAAUAAUAAUAGCAAUAAUAGCAAUAAUAACAAUGCAGAAAUGGAAACACAAAAUGUUGUAGACAUGCCCCAAAUAAAUUAUAAUAACUAUCGCAAUUAUAUGGAGAAAAAUAAUAACAGCAUGUAUCUCGAAAAACAGAAUCACCCCUCAAAUGUGCAGGCAAAUCAUCACUCAAAUGUGCAGGCAAAUCAUCACUCAAAUGUGCAGGCAAAUCACCACUCAAAUGUGCAGGCAAAUCACCACUCAAAUGUCCAGGCAAAUCACCACUCAAAUGUCCAGGCAAAUCACCACUCAAAUGUCCAGGCAAAUCACCACUCAAAUGUCCAGGCAAAUCACCACUCAAAUGUCCAGGCAAAUCACCACUCAAAUGUCCAGGCAAAUCACCACUCAAAUGUCCAGGCAAAUCACCACUCAAAUGUCCAGGCAAAUCACCACUCAAAUGUCCAGGCAAAUCACCACUCAAAUGUCCAGGCAAAUAUUUUAAGUCGGAAUGUAGAUCAAAAUUUGUUUAUGGAUUCCGAAUUAUAUAAGCAUUCCCAAAUGGAGGAUAAGAAUGUUUUGAUUUUACCAGUUGGAUAUAAAAAUAGUAAUCUUGAAUCAAAUAAUUUUAUAAUUCCAAAUCAAAAAGGUUUAUCUGUUAAUCAUCAAGAAAAUAUGGCAUCUUUUGUUGGAAAAGAAGGUGAUAUUAGGAAAAAUGAUAAUAUUGAUAGAAUGUAUAAAAAUAUAUAUGAUGAAAUGAAAAAUUUGGAUAAUAUUAUUAGUGGAAAUAGUAGUUUAUCGUCAGGAAAUAGUAGCAUUUUAUCGUCAGGAUGUAGUAAUGGUUUUUCAUCAGAAUCUAGUAUUAUAGCAACUAGUUCUUCAAUUAGUAGCUAUGACUAUAGUAGCAAUUCUAGUGAAUUUAAAUCAGAUAGUCAAAAUAUUUAUCUACAAAUAGAUAAUGAAGAAUUCCAAAACAAUAAUAACAAUCUUCAAUCUGGAGAGGAAAAAGGGGAACAAAUAAAUUAUUCUAAUGCGAGUGUAGCUUUAAAUAACACACAAAAAAAUAUAUCAGAAUCUUAUAUGCAUUCUGAAAUGUCUUCAAAAUUUGUAAAAUUAAAUAAUUACGAAAAUCAAGGUUUUACAAAUUCGGCAGUAUAUAAUAUAUAUAAUGGAGGUAACAAUUUGGAUAUGAACAACAUUGUACAGAUAAACAGCCAUGAUAGGAAUGGGAAUUUUAGAAAUGUGGGUGACAAUGAUAACCAUUUACCUAACACGAGUGCAUCUAAUGUGAACUUUAGAAAUUUGGGCGACAGAAAUUUGGGUGAUAGAAAUUUGGGCGAUAGGGCAAGUGCUGGCAUUCCGAAUUAUAGACACGAAAUAAAUAUUCCAAAUGGUAUAUAUAAUAAAAAUAUAAACCCAGAAAUUGUAAAUUUAGAAAAUGCUAAUGUAUAUAUGAAUCGCAAAAUAGGAGAGAUAGAUGUUUCAGGAAAUGUUCAAAAUUUAAAUAUGAAUAAUGGACAUGUUUUUAACAGAUAUUUUGUGCCAAAUAAUUUCAAUGGGGAGAUGCCAAGAAUAAAUGGAGAGAUGCCAAGAACAAACGGGGAGAUGCAUAAAAUAAAUGAGGAAAUGUACAGAAUAAAUGGAGAGAUGCAUAAAAUAAAUGGGGAGAUGCCAAGAAUAAAUGGGGAGAUGCCAAGAAUAAAUGGGGAGAUGCCAAGAAUAAAUGGGGAGAUGCCAAGAAUAAAUGGGGAGAUGCAUAAAAUAAAUGAGGAAAUGUACAGAAUAAAUGAAGAAGUGUACAGAACGAAUAGAGAGAUGUACAGAACAGCUGAAGAAAAUAUAAUAACUCAAAAUGUUGAUAUAAAAAAUUACCAAAUGAAUUAUAAUCUAAAAAAUAUAAAUAAUUUACACAAUAAUUUAUAUAUGGAAAACAUAAAUAUGAAUAAUGACUACAAACAAUUGAUAUUGAAUGGGUAUACUAACAAUAAUAAUAAUAAUAUCAGAUAA
Messenger RNA from Plasmodium yoelii, 5739 nucleotides. Its product is annotated as conserved Plasmodium protein, unknown function. The transcript has a single exon. The coding region runs from base 1 to 5739 and encodes 1912 amino acids. Lineage: Eukaryota; Apicomplexa; Aconoidasida; Haemosporida; Plasmodiidae. The record is from RefSeq and is a predicted model, not a curated record.